GUCAGACACCGGCUGCAACUGCGUGGUUGUCUCUGAGAAGGCAGUGCCUGAUGCUGACGUCUCUCAGCGACCUAAGGUCGUAGUAGAUAUUUUUCCAACCAUUAGGUACUAUAUAAGAUGUCCGUUUCGAGGGUUGGAUUGAUAAUGCUGUCCUAGCACAUAUGAAGUGCGCUUGUGUCCUCAUUGGCAACAUCUCAGGAGCUCGUAGUCCUGAUGAGCCGUCUCAUGAACAGCAAAGCACCGUCCUUGCUCCAAACCUCAGUCAGUGAUUUGGCUAUGCUUCAGUCUCCUCUGCUCACGCCUCAGAAGAGGAGCUGCCAUUAAUGCUAGCUAUGCUUCAGUCUCUCUGCCCACUGCCUCCUCUUUUCCUCCAGCCUCGGAAGAGGAGCUGCCAUUAAUGCGAGCAUAUGCUGUAGAAACCCGCAGUAGCAGAAUGAAGCGUGUUCAUCCUCUAGUUUUGCCAGAAUUGCAACCCUUGGACGUGACUCCGGAGGAUUUCGCUAGUCUUCAAGUAGUGUCCGUCUCUUGGAAAUCUUGGGUACAAAGUUAACACAGGUGAAGAGUAGCAGACAAAGGACGGCUCUACGUUCUCUUACCUUCGCUGUACCGGACUUCUCUACUGGAAGUGUUCGACCUCCAAACAUCCAGCAAAGGUUGGUAAGCUCUCUUAUUGUUCCUAAGGAUUGUCGCCCAAUAAUCCUGUCUGUUGGCCAAGGAUUGUCGACCAAUAAUCCUGUCUGUUGGCCAUGGAAACCUUCUAGCAGGUCAUUUCUCUCAGACUUUUUGAAGGUAUCCAGCCACUUCUGGCCUGGGACGGGUGUGAAUAUUAUCGACUUCUGUCGAUCCUGUGACGUCUGUCAACGAAUGUCUGCCAAAGGUCGAGUCCGACUAGCACCUCUCCAUCCUCUUCCAAUUAUAACCAAACUUUUUUCCAGAGUGGCGGUCGAUUUGGUUGGACCACUGUCUCCCCCAUCCUCAGAAGGCCACAGGUACAUCCUCAUUUUAAUCGACUACGCCACUGGAUUGCCAGAAGCCGUGCCACUGAAGGAAAUAGACUCCAUCUCCGUUGCUGAGGCCUUGCUCUCCAUCUUCGCUAGAGUCGGUAUACCACGGGAAAUUUUCACUGGUCAAGAUACCCAGCGAUACGACCGGUUUCCCCGCCUUCAAGCUUCUCUAGCUAUGUGGUAGAGCUACAGACGCUAGUAGACCGCCCAGGUCGCCGCCAACAAUGCAGACAUUAGUGCCACGAAAUAUGAGACCUACUUUGACAGAGUCAAGAUAGACAGUUUCAACCUGGCGAUGAGGUCCACCUUCCCAGCGACUCCAGCAAGCUUCUUGCAACUUGCAAAGGACCUUCUGGUUUUAGAGCAACGAGGUAAGGGUGAUUACCUAAUUGAUUGUCCCCAAGGUCCGAGAUUGUACCACGUCAACCUCUUAAAACGUUAACAUCCGUCAUGCUAGUGCCAGCUUUGCCGAAGUUUUAGACGAAGUGUCAACACCGGCAACAUCCGUCAUGCUAGUGCCAGCUUUGCCGAAGUCUUAGACGAAAUGUCAACACCUGAAGAGACCGAAGAGUAUGUCCCGGAGAACAACCACCUUAUUUGUGAAGACGACCCCGAGGACGAGUGCUAUUCUUUGCCAGUGACACCUGAUGGCUGUUCUGACAAGGAUAGACGAUCCAGGAUCAACCCAAACUUAAUUUCACAAGUUGACAUCGAGUAUCUCCUGUCAGAGUUUGACAACGUUUUCUCUGAUGUUCCUGGGUGUAUUUCCUCUGAACAUAUUGUCUUAACUACCACUGGCUGCAUUAGCACAAAGAUUUACUGUCCCUGUCCAUCUAAAAUGUUUCUUUGAACAGGAAGUCUCUCCUUUUGAGUUUGAA
Messenger RNA from Portunus trituberculatus (swimming crab), 1882 nucleotides. Its product is annotated as protein NYNRIN-like. Gene Ontology annotation, biological process: DNA integration. Bases 865 to 1188 code for a protein of 107 amino acids. Lineage: Eukaryota; Metazoa; Arthropoda; Malacostraca; Decapoda; Portunidae. The transcript is spliced from 2 exons. Gene Ontology annotation, molecular function: nucleic acid binding. The record is from RefSeq and is a predicted model, not a curated record.